This is a messenger RNA of Penicillium daleae, 588 nucleotides long. RefSeq lists its product as uncharacterized. Lineage: Eukaryota; Fungi; Ascomycota; Eurotiomycetes; Eurotiales; Aspergillaceae. The transcript has a single exon. Bases 1 to 588 code for a protein of 195 amino acids. The record is from RefSeq and is a predicted model, not a curated record.
AUGCCUGGCUUCGGCAUCAGAACCACUGAAGCUAUCAUCAAUGAGCUUCAGUACUACCGAGUGAAACUCAAGACAAGGCUCCAGAAGCUCCAGGAACUGGAGGUUUUCGAACGAAACAGGCAUUUGGUUGACCCUAUCCGUGAGUUCAUCACUGUUCGACUACCGCAGCUUGAAAUGUGCAAUAGGCAGAGCCCUUUCGUGUUCACGCACUACGAUCUCGCACCCCGCAAUCUGUUGAUAUCAGUGGAAACCGCACAGAUUACCGGCAUUGUUGACUUUGAAUUUUCUGGUUUUUUCCCGGAAUUUGAUGAGUACGUCGAGAGCGGAAAUGAAUUCCCAGAUGAGUUCUACAAAGCAUAUCUGGAUAGGCUUGAAGAACACGGCUUGAGAACCCCAAGAAAGGGCAUCGAUGAGCAACUGUGGAAAGAGGUUUUGGGGCUUUCUCAGCUGGAAGAACACAUAGCGCCCUGGUGGCUUGAGAAUUCGGAAAAUCUGGCGGAAGACGAAAAAAUAGAGCUCUUGGAGGGUCUUCAGAAGUCGGAAAAGAUGGUUGUGGAAGCGAUGCAGGUACUUGGUCAGAGUUCUUAA